Messenger RNA from Pelagomonas calceolata, 1555 nucleotides. The record is from the annotation of a GenBank genome assembly. NCBI's taxonomy places the organism in Eukaryota, Pelagophyceae, Pelagomonadales, Pelagomonadaceae.
CUUCGACGCGUCUCGGGCUUCACUCGAGGCUCGAUAUAGCAGUGACGGCAUUGCCGGAUUCGAGGGCCUAGCUCCCGUAUUCGUGGCUCUUGAAUCGUCGGGAACACGGCAUCCCUUCGACGACAUCCAUUCCCAGCGCACUGACCAGCAGAGACGCGUUCGCAGCGCGCCAAGAAGCGUAGCCACCAAGCUCUCAGGGCCACAAGCCAAAGCUCACGCAACCAUGCCGCGCGCGGCCCUCCUGCUGGCUUCCGCGACGGCCCUGCUCGCGCCGCAAUCGACGAUCAAGCAGACGCGGCGCCACUCCACAACAUUAAACCCCCUCGAGCAGCUCGCCGAGCAGGUCCGCGGCCCAGUGUCAAAGUGUCUGCGCGACGCCGUCGACGCGACACGGUUCCACACAGGCCCAGAUCAAGGCCUACGAAGCCUCCGCCGCCGCCAUCGCCGCGACCAUCAGCGCCAAGGUAGCAGAAAAAGGCGACCGCAUGCCCGACGGCAUGGUUCCUAUAGUACAAGAAUUCAUGCGUACUUAUCUGGAUGUGGUAGCAAAACAAAAACGGGACCCCAUGGAGAAGGUUCCGGUGCUAAAGGAGUACCUCGGGUUGGUCGAAGAUCAACUCGAUGAACCUUUUGUGUUCGCUCCUUAUCAUGAGGCGUGGACGGAGGAAAACGGGGCACCGAUCGACCAUCUCAAGAUGGACACGGCGUUCAUGGAGCCCAUGCUCGACCCGAACGAUUCGGUACUGCUCGGGAGUGAGCGUGUCAAGGACAUUGAGGCGUUAUUAGCGAAAGGUGACAAUGUGGUCCUACUGUCGAAUCAUCAGACCGAGGCGGACCCGAGCUGCUGGUCCUUUGCGCUCCAUGAAAAUCAUGAGCGGCUCGAGCGAGAUAUGAUCAUGGUGGCCGGCGACCGCGUGACGACGGAUGUCGUGGCGGUACCUUUCAGCAAAGCUCGCAAUUUAUUAUGUAUCUACUCGAAGCGCCACAUCGACAACCCGCCCGAGGAGAAGCCCAAGAAGAUGCGCCACAACGCGAAGACGAUGACGGCCAUGCUCCGCCUCUUCAAAGGAGGUGGGAAAUGCAUCUGGGUCGCGCCGUCGGGAGGGCGCGACCGACCGAACAGUGACGGCGUCUACACGCCGGCUGCCUUCGACCCGAAGUCCGUAGAGAUGUUCCGGCUCAUGUCCGCCAAAGCUGCUGAUAAAACCACGCAUUUUUAUCCAGUAGCGAUGAUGACGCACCGACUCUUCCCGCCGCCGAAAACGCUCACGCCGGGCGCGUUGGGCGAGCCGCGAAGGGCCAUCCGCGGCUCCGUGAACAUCGCCAUCGGCGAACCUAUUGAUUUCGACGAAGUGACACGGGCCGGUUGUUUAGUUGAUGACUUCCCGCCGGGCUGCGUCGAGGAUAGGGAAGAUGCGGCGCAAGUCGCGGCGGAGUACGCGCACCUCCAGGUGUCGCAGCUGUACGCGGACUUGGUCAAGGACGCGAAGGACCGGGGGUCGCCGUACUACUCCGCGGACCGGUACUGAGAAGUGGGGCGUAAGUGGGUAUAUCU